AUGGAAAAUGUAAAAGGGAUUCACAUGAAACAAGCACUUUUGGCGGGUGGAAUAGCAGGAACGGCAGUGGAUACGAUUUUAUAUCCUUUAGAUACAAUUAAAACUAGAUUACAAUCUAAAUCAGGAUUUAAAGCUUCAGGAGGAUUUCGUGGAAUUUAUUCUGGAUUAACAAGUGCUAUAAUUGGUAGUGCUCCAGGAGCAUCAGUAUUUUUUGUUACAUAUGAGUAUAUGAAGAAUAAAUUAGGAAAUAUAUUUCCUGAUACUAAAUAUUUAUCAUUUAUUCAUAUGAUUUCUGCAUCAAGUGGUGAAGCAGCAUGUAUUGUAAGAGUUCCAACUGAAGUAGUUAAGCAACGUAUGCAAACAAAACAAUAUACUUCAACUUCUUCAGCAUUAAAAAUUAUUUUUAAACAAGAAGGAUUUAUUGGAUUUUAUCGUGGAUAUUUUAAUACCGUAAUUCGAGAGGUACCUUUUGCUUGUUUUCAAUUUCCAUUUUAUGAAUAUUUAAAAAUUAUAGUAGCAAAAAAUACAAAAAGAAAUCAUAUUGAACCAUGGGAAGCAGCAAUUUGUGGGAGUAUAGCUGGUGGUUCUGCAGCUGCAAUUACUACUCCAUUAGAUGUUAUUAAAACACGUAUAAUGUUAUCAUCUAAUCAUCAAACAAUACAUAAUUAUUCUGGUACAAUUAAUACAUUUAAUAGAAUUUUACAUGAAGAAGGAGUUAAACUUUUAUUUUCUGGUAUUGGACCAAGAGUUAUUUGGAUGAGUAUAGGUGGAUAUAUAUUUUUAG
Messenger RNA from Funneliformis geosporum, 784 nucleotides. The record is from the annotation of a GenBank genome assembly. NCBI's taxonomy places the organism in Eukaryota, Fungi, Glomeromycota, Glomeromycetes, Glomerales, Glomeraceae.